CGCGAAAAAGACAAAGCAGCCCACAACUCCAAACCAAACCCGGAAUAAGGUUUUUAGCACAGUAAUCAUUUCCAGGCCUUCCGGCCGGGGACUUUCCCCGCUGCUUUCUCUCCUCCCCGUGAAUUGUAAAAAGGGCGUUUCCAACAUUCAGCGGAGUUGCAGAAAAUCUAGCCAUGUCGGAGAAAGGAGCAAAAGGGUUCUCUGUAGCUUCCUUGAAAGGGAAGGAUGAUAGCUCAACAAAGUCCAAGAAGGGGAGAAAAGUCCAGUUCGAUUCUGAAGCUGAUUGGGGCAAAGGGGGAAAAGGAGACAAGAAAGAAAGAACCACAGCCACUGGAGCUCAAAAUUGAGCAGGAACUGCCACAGAGUGCCAAAUGUCUGAUGGAUUGUGAGGCUGCGGAUAUAUUACAAGGAAUCCAGGAGCAAAUUAUCCUGUUGUCUAAAGAUCCUACUAUUAAAAUCCCUGUAUCAUUCGACAAGGGACUGCAGUACGCCAAAAGAACCAGCCACUAUACCAAUCCCCAAUCUGUCAGAAAAGUUCUUGAGACUCUCACAAAAUAUGGUGUCUCAGAUGGCGAGAUAAGUGUGAUUGCCAAUGUUUGUCCCGAAACCACUGAUGAAGUUUUUGCUCUAGUACCAUCCUUGAAGGUAGAGUAAUGUUCAUAAGAAGAUUGUAAUUUGUGGCUAGUAUUUUCUUUGACCGUAUUGAAUGAUCCAGAUAGAAAAUUUUAUUUUAAAUAUAUAUAUAUGAUUUUUUGUUUUCUUGUAUGAACUAAAAUGUGAAAAAUAGAACUCCCUAACAACUGCCAUGAAAAGUGAAUAACUAAAAAACAUCUUGAAAGGUCUGCAAUCCCCCUAAUUAAUCUUGUUGGCUACUUUGUGAGUCUGUGACAAUCUCCCAUUCUAAUUGGCUUCUUAAGAUCUUGGUCUCUUCAAGUAACUGAUCAUACUCAAGAAUAUCAUCUUCUAAAUCUUCCUUUAGAUCAAUAAUAUUAGCUUCUGUCUCUGUCUCAGCUUCAUAUUCUAGUUGUUUAAGCUUGUUUUCAUAUGACUGCAACUGGCUCUUCAAGCUUUGGUUUUCCUCAACUACAACACCUUGCUCAAUGAGUAACUCUCCAAAUAGUUUCCUUACAACAUCAGUAUUGGCUUCUGCAACACAAACCUCUCUCUCUUGGUUCUCAAGUUCAAAUUCUAGUUGGUCCAGCCUUAUUCUCAAUGACUGCAAUUGCUUCUCUUUUUCUGCAAGUAUACCACAGUGGUUGACGGAAGCCUCUUCAUAUCUUUUCUGUAAAGCACUAACAUUAUUAUUUUCAGC
Messenger RNA from Prunus persica (peach), 1312 nucleotides. Its product is annotated as DNA-directed RNA polymerases IV and V subunit 4. Gene Ontology annotation, molecular function: nucleotide binding. Gene Ontology annotation, cellular component: RNA polymerase complex. The coding region runs from base 226 to 654 and encodes 142 amino acids. Lineage: Eukaryota; Viridiplantae; Streptophyta; Magnoliopsida; Rosales; Rosaceae. Gene Ontology annotation, biological process: DNA-templated transcription initiation. The transcript has 7 exons. The record is from RefSeq and is a predicted model, not a curated record.